Dicrocoelium dendriticum is the source of this 522-nucleotide messenger RNA. The record is from the annotation of a GenBank genome assembly. NCBI's taxonomy places the organism in Eukaryota, Metazoa, Platyhelminthes, Trematoda, Plagiorchiida, Dicrocoeliidae.
AUGGCUCAUUCCAGGGCCUCCAUCAAUUUGUCAGAUUGCUUGGAGAGAUUUGUAAGCGUGGAAAAGCUGAGUGCCCGGGAUUUAUGGUACUGCCGUCGCUGCAAAGGCGAGAAGCAAGCUACAAAAAAAUUCGAUUUAUGGUCGUUGCCCAACGUACUGGUCAUACAAUUGAAACGCUUUCGCUCUACUUUACGCUCAAGAGACAAGAUAGACAGUCUCGUCGAAUUUCCUCUGAAGGGACUGGAUUUAACUCCUUGGAUGGUGAGCAAUACCGGUGAACAAUUCGUCUACGACCUCAUCGCUGUGAGCAACCACAUAGGCUAUCUCUACGGAGGGCAUUACACUGCUUACGCCCUAAACGAGCCUACCAAACGAUGGUUCGUAUUUGACGAUGCUUCUACUCGCGGAAUUGAUGCUUCGCAAGUUGUGGUACGUCAUUCCGUUCGUGAUUUUGGACCAAUGCUCUCUUUGUUUUCUUGGACCCGUCGUUUGUUGAUUGCUGUUUUUAAUGUUAUCGUUUAA